AACAUCCUUCCCAGCUACUCAUCUCAUUAUACCCCCAUGUCCUCGCAAUUGAUCAAAAACGCGCUCUUAGACGUGAUACCCACGUUUGAAGGACCGUUUCCACCACAGCUCGUGAGCUAUACCGACACGUUGUACAAUACCACAUCCCAGAAGCUUGGCAAUUUGAAGAGCCUUGAGUUUGCCAGAUUGCAUGUCUGCGCGUACUUAGCCGUUGAACUCUUGCGCGCCAAGCUAGACCUCCCAGAACCACGCACAAACAAAGUUCCUGUGCCGCCGCGAAAACUCCAACCGUUGCUCCAGGACUUCCGUGCAGCCAUCUUCUCCAAGUCCGCACCCGUCUCCCCUGCCAAACGCUCCGCGCCGUCUACCCCACUGAAAUUUCCAAAACGGCCCCACGGCAGUUCCUCCACCGCCGAUGGCACUGUGAGCCCGCUCUUGCAGAGGCUUCUCGAGGAGGGAAACCAGGAUGACGUUAUCACGCCGCUUAAACGUGGGCCCGGGAGACCGAGACUUUCCCAAACCCCGCUCCUCUCUGUUUCCAAGAGGUCCGAAAUGUCCCCUUUCAACGAUGAAUCACCCUUCAGAGAUGUCGAUUCUCCAGUUCAAUCUCCUCGACGGGGUCCGGGAAGGCCCAGACGCGAUUCUGCUGUCGAUUCACUUGAGGCAGAUGCGUCUCCGCGGAGAGGGCCAGGCAGACCCAGGAAGCAGUCUUCGCCAGUAAAAGACGGUGAACCCGUCAAACGAGGACCGGGCAGACCCAGAAAAGACAAUUCUCCGCUCGUGCUGCCAUCUAAAGGUGCACUCCCCCUCACCCCGAAGAGGGGCCCAGGGAGACCCAAAAAGAGCGAAUCUCCCUUUUACGCAGAGAUAGGUACUUCACCGCUCAAGAAGCCCCAGACCCCGAACAAACUCGCCGGAGACUUUGCGCAGAUUCUCUCGCCGUUGAAGCGGAUUAAUGAAAAAGUGAGGAGCGAUGAGGUGAUUGCGUUGUGCAACAAGUUCAAACUCCCUCAGGAAGCGGCUCUCGGAAUUCUCGCAUCUUUUCGGAAGUACGGAAACCGUAUCAAGAACGAGUGGGCAAUUUUGUGUGGCUUGAUCGCCAUAGCCUACUUUCGAAUUUUCAAAACCUACAUUGCUGCCAAUGUGGGGGCCAGAAACAGGUUUUUAGAACGCUUACACCAAUACCAGCGUGGCGGGCUCAUCAAGCCGCAGAUGGUCCAGUGGAUCAAGUUCACCGAGGAGUUGUGUGCCUGCGAAAAGUGGGUGCGCAACUUGGAACUCAAGUAUAACUACAGGCUGGACUACGAUGUUAUUAAGGGCAGCAUGAUUCUGCCAGCGAUGCGCUACUCUGGAGCUGCGAUAUCUUCUGAGUAUGAAGAAUGGAAGCACAAGCUCAUGAACGAUUUGGAUUUGAUUGAAUGAGAAGGUGUAGCGUAUGGCUAUGAUUGUAGAUUUACGUAUAUCUUAUUUAACUAGUAACGCAUGAGGA
Molecule: messenger RNA, 1489 nt
Organism: Babjeviella inositovora NRRL Y-12698
Lineage: Eukaryota; Fungi; Ascomycota; Pichiomycetes; Serinales
Product: origin recognition complex subunit 6
Exons: 1
Coding region: 37-1422 (461 amino acids)
Biological process (GO): DNA replication
Cellular component (GO): nuclear origin of replication recognition complex
Molecular function (GO): DNA binding
Source: RefSeq, a predicted model, not a curated record